Messenger RNA from Penaeus vannamei (Pacific white shrimp), 708 nucleotides. The record is from RefSeq and is a predicted model, not a curated record. Lineage: Eukaryota; Metazoa; Arthropoda; Malacostraca; Decapoda; Penaeidae.
AUGGUAAACAUAACUUGGGCAGCGAGACCCGACAAACCCGACAGCGAGACCCAACCCGACAAACCGACAGACCGAGAGAGCCCCAACCCGACAAACCCGACAGCGAGAGCCCAACCCGACAAACCCGACAGCGAGAGCCCAACCCGACAAACCCGACAGCGAGAGCCCCAACCCGACAGCGAGAGCCCCAACCCCACAGCGAGAGCCCCAAACCCGACAAACCGACAGCGAGAGCCCCAACCCGACAAACCCGACAGCGAGAGCCCCAACCCGACAAACCGACAGCGAGAGCCCCAACCCGACAAACCCGACAGCGAGACCCCCAACCGACAAACCGACAGCGAGACCCCAACCCGACAAACCCGACAGCGAGACCCCAACCGACAAAACCCGACAGCGAGAGCCCCAACCCGACAAACCCGACAGCGAGACCCCAACCCGACCCGACAGCGAGACCCCAACCCGACAGCGAGACCCCAACCCGACAAACCGACAGCGAGACCCCCACCCGACAAACCCGACAGCGAGACCCGACAAACCCCAUACCCAACAAACCGACAGCGAGACCUCCAACCCGCAACCCGACAGCCUCUCCUCCCCGACGCAGAUGCAACGGGGCGCGGAAAAGCAACAAAUAAGGCCUGGCAUACAAGCGGCUUCUGGCAGACACUUGAACGCGCGUCUGAAAAUAUCUUCCAUAACAACUGA